AUGCAAUGCAGCAGCAAGGCCAUUCCUGUCAUAGCACGUAAUGUGACUGCAGCCGUGGGAAUCGAGCCAUAUCACUGCCCCACCCGCUCUCUUCACACACGCUCACAACUCAGCCUGCAAGCAUCGGGCUUGCCAAAAGCUGCAGAAGCGGUACAAUCCGCACCCGCCACGUCAUCCUCAGCCUCGUCAACCACCAACAGCUACCCUGAUGGCGGUCCUGCCACACCUGGCGUAACCACCGAUGCCAAGUCUCGAUCCGUUUACAUUACAUGGGCGAGCGGCAUCACGAGCAAAUUCCACAACAUCUGGCUGCGAGAUCACUGUCGGUGUCCGCAGUGCUACCAUCCGACCACCAAGCAGCGUCUACUCAAUACCUUUGAAAUUGCUCCUGAUUCUCAACCCAUCUCCGCCGAAGCCACUACAGAGGGGUUGCUGAUCCACUGGCCGCUCCUGCCGUCUGAGCGCGCGGCGACUGCUUCCUCAUCGCCUUCAUCUUCCACCGCCGCUGCUGCCUCCGAUGUCUCGCACGACUCUGCUGGUGCCGGCGUGGUUCCACGACAUCCCUCGCUUUAUCCAUGGCGAUGGCUCAUGCGCAACUCGUACUCACCCGUCCUCUCGGAUCCCAUCACAGCAUCGAGCGACGAUUCGGGCCUCAAAGCCAUCGAAAAGGUUCUGUGGGGUAAAGGCAUCGGAUCGGCACCACCUACGGUCAAGUACGACGAGGUGAUGCAGAGCGAAGAGGGGGUCCUCAAGUGGGUUACAAAGAUCGCGCAGUAUGGCUUUGCCUUCGUAUCCGGCGUCCCGCCAACACCAACCGACACGGAGGCCCUCAUCCGCCGCAUCGCAUUCAUCCGCGAAACUCACUACGGCGGCUUUUGGGACUUUACAUCGGAUCUAGCCCACGGCGACACCGCCUACACGGAUCUUGCGCUGCAAGCCCAUACCGACACCACUUACUUCAGCGACCCUGCCGGCCUGCAGAUGUUCCACCUGCUCAGCCACACGGCGAGCAAGACGGGUCCAGGUAGCGCCUCGGGUAGCGGCAGUGGCGCCUCGCCUUCGUCCGCAUCGAGCUCUUCCAGCUCCUCCGCAUCUUCCCGCGGUCCCAGUGGCGGCGAGUCUCUUCUAGUCGACGGCUUCCUCGCAGCAGCAGUGCUGAAAGACGUCCACCCGGACGCCUACGAAACGCUCAGUCGCGUUCGCAUCCGUACUCACUCGGCCGGGGACGAAAACACCAUGAUCCGUCCCCUGCUCGACGGCGGCUAUCCUAUACUCCAACACGACGAAGCGACGGGCGAGCUCGUGCUCGUGCGAUACAACAACGACGACCGCUCCGUCCUCCGCGUCGAUGCCGAAGAGGUCGAAGCCUUCUACGACGCUCUGCGCAAAUGGAACGAGAUCCUCACCAACCCUGAGGGCGAGUACUGGGCACAACUCAAGCCGGGAACCGCACUCAUUUUCGACAACCACCGCGUGCUCCACGGCCGAUCGGCGUUCGUGGGCAAUCGAAGGCUUUGUGGCGCUUAUGUCAACCACGAUGAUUACCGGAGCCGGUUGGCGGUGCUCAGGGCCCAAUUUGCCGAGAACAGGUCGGCCCGGGGUGUUUGGGAUGACGGGCUGUGA
Molecule: messenger RNA, 1623 nt
Organism: Sporisorium graminicola
Lineage: Eukaryota; Fungi; Basidiomycota; Ustilaginomycetes; Ustilaginales; Ustilaginaceae
Exons: 2
Coding region: 1-1623 (540 amino acids)
Biological process (GO): carnitine biosynthetic process
Cellular component (GO): mitochondrion
Molecular function (GO): oxidoreductase activity
Source: RefSeq, a predicted model, not a curated record